Molecule: messenger RNA, 2574 nt
Organism: Trichoplusia ni (cabbage looper)
Lineage: Eukaryota; Metazoa; Arthropoda; Insecta; Lepidoptera; Noctuidae
Gene: raf
Product: raf homolog serine/threonine-protein kinase Raf
Exons: 13
Coding region: 229-2496 (755 amino acids)
Biological process (GO): signal transduction; protein phosphorylation
Molecular function (GO): ATP binding; protein kinase activity
Source: RefSeq, a predicted model, not a curated record
CCACGAUGUAAUUUAGCUAGGUUCAUUACUAAAAAAAUAUACAAGGAAUCUGCCGAUACUAAUCAUGGUUGAUUGCUUAUUACGACUUUUAACAAAAGUGGGCCAUAUACUAUAAUGAACUGUCUAAUCUUUAUUUCGUGUGACCAAUAGAAAAACAUAUGGCAACAAUAUCCUUGUCUUGCGCCGCUAGUGUGCGCAGAAAAAUAAAAAAAAAUAAUAGGAAAAGAAAUGGCAGUUACUAGAGAGAAAGAAAAUUGUUCAAGAAAAAUUAAUGGAAAUAUACCUGCAUUAUCUCUCAAUAGUGAUAAUAUGUCGACAUCCACGGAUAGUGACGACGUAGCGGAUCCAACAUAUGAAAUUAGGAACAUUCAAAGUAUCAUAAACGUAACCCGUGAAAACAUUGAUGCUCUGAAUGCAAAAUUUGCUGGUUUCCAGCAUCCACCUUCAUUGUAUUUAUCAGAAUAUCAGGAGCUGACGUCUAAGUUGCACAAUUUAGAGUUAAGGGAACGGACUUUGAGGGAAUUGCUACAGUCUGAGUCGCCGGACAGAAGUGAGGAGUAUUCGUUGCAGGAUGACAGCAAAAAGUUCGAUACCCUUACGCGGCAACCAAAGGUAUUUCUUCGAGCGCACCUGCCGAACCAGCAGCGGACUAGUGUGCAGGUGAAGGAGGGUGUGACGCUGCGGGAUGCUCUGUCGAAGGCGCUGAAGCUGCGAAACCUGACUUGUGAGAUGUGUGAAGUAGUGCGGACAGGCAAUAACCAAGUGAUAACAUGGGAUAUCGAUAUUACCGCUAUCGACGCCGAGGAGGUGACAGUUCGGACGUUGGACAAACUGCCUAUUAUGUCCCACAUAUCACACCAGUUCACACGCAAAACAUUCUUCACGCUUGCCUUCUGUGAGUGCUGCCGGAGGUUGCUGUUCAACGGCUUCUACUGCUCACAAUGUAACUUCAAGUUCCACCAGAGAUGUGCUGACAAAGUGCCCAGUAUCUGUCAUCAGGUGCGUAUGACGGAUACGUACUAUGCGGCGCUAUUGGCACAGAACCCCGAGACUCAAGCAGGCAUCCUUCACUUUCCGCCACAUUUCGGCUACCACCACAUGAUCUCCAGAGGUGAUCAGAGCAAGUCUAUCUCCCCAGCAAAGAAAAUGAAGGAGUUUGAUGUCCAUUGGCAGCAACACCCGCGCUCGUUGAACCAGCAGGACAGGUCUAACUCCGCUCCUAACGUCUGCAUCAACAUGGUGCAGCGGCCCAUGACCCUGGCAGAGCACCAGAGGAAAUAUAAUCAGUGCAACAACUCGCCACAGUCACACAACUACCCGACGUCGGGGCGACACAAACAGGAUGACAAAGACAAGGCCUUGGACCAGCAGCAGAGUCAGAGCACGCAGGCGUCCCCGACGGGCACGCUGCGGCCGCGGCGGGCGCGCGCGCGCUCCGCGGACGAGUCCUGGAAGAACACGCUGUCGCCGCGAGAGAGCUACGACGACUGGGUCAUACACGCGGAUGAAAUACUCAUCGGGGCCAGGAUAGGCUCUGGCAGUUUCGGGACGGUGUACAAGGCGCACUGGCACGGACCAGUAGCGGUCAAAACACUCAAUGUGAAAACGCCGACUCCCGCUCAGCUGCAGGCGUUUAAGAACGAGGUGGCGGUCCUGCGCAAGACGCGGCACUGCAACAUCCUGCUGUUCAUGGGCUGCGUGUCCAAGCCGUCGCUGGCCAUCGUGACGCAGUGGUGCGAGGGCUCGUCCCUGUACCAGCACCUGCACGUGCUGGAGACGCCCUUCCCGCUGCUCUACCUCAUCGACGUGGCGCGCCAGACCGCGCAGGGCAUGGACUACCUGCACGCCAAGAACAUCAUACAUAGGGACCUAAAAUCGAACAACAUAUUCCUGCGAGACGACUGGUCUGUUAAAAUAGGAGACUUCGGUCUGGCUACGGCCAAGGUGCGGUGGUCAGACACGUCGACGGCGGGCGGCGUGCAGUGGCAGCAGCCCACAGGCUCCAUCCUGUGGAUGGCGCCCGAGGUCAUCCGCAUGGACGAGCCCGCGCCAUACACCUUCCGCUCCGACGUGUACGCGUACGGAAUCGUCCUGUACGAGCUCUGCGCCGGGGAACUGCCCUACGCGCACUUCAACAACAAGGACCAGAUCUUGUGGAUGGUGGGUCGCGGUCUCCUGCGUCCGGACGCGCGGCGGCUGCGGCAGGACGCCCCGCAGGCGCUCAAGCGGCUGUUCGAGGACUGCAUCAAGUUCGACCGCGAGCAGCGACCGCUGUUCCGGCAGAUCCUGGCGUCGCUGGAGUCCAUGCUGCGCGCCAUGCCCAAGAUCACCCGCAGCGCGUCCGAGCCCAACCUCAACCGCCAGCUGCACGCCUCCGACGACUACCUCAGCUACAGCUGCGCCUCGCCCAAGACGCCCGUCAACUUCCAGUUCAACACUGACACCAGCUUCCCGGCCUUCUAUGGCAUCCCAGUACCCAACCAGCGGCACCCGUAGGGGUUGUUGAAGGGCUACGACUAGCCGAGCGGCGCGGGCGGGCUGCCCCGCCCCCCGCGCUGCCGGCCCCGCCCCCGC